Portunus trituberculatus (swimming crab) is the source of this 6328-nucleotide messenger RNA. RefSeq names its product flocculation protein FLO11-like. Gene Ontology annotation, biological process: synapse organization. NCBI's taxonomy places the organism in Eukaryota, Metazoa, Arthropoda, Malacostraca, Decapoda, Portunidae. Bases 1839 to 4169 code for a protein of 776 amino acids. The record is from RefSeq and is a predicted model, not a curated record. The transcript has 7 exons. Gene Ontology annotation, cellular component: neuron projection membrane.
CCUCCUCCGUGGUCUGUUCGGCAAUAAUGUCAACCACCAUCACGACCCCACGAACUAUUAUAAAUCAGCUAAGAGUGACAUAUCCACACAAUUAUAUUUCCAGGGGAGCCUGCGCGAGCGGCCGCCUCAGGCACGUAGGUCGACGGGGAUCCGGGACCUCAGUGAUCCUCGAGCAGGCGACGAGGGAGGAGCUGUGCCGCGCCGCCCUGGCACUAUCACCACCCCCCUACCCCUCCUGUAUCUGCCGGGCCACACCACCGCACCUCACGCACUCCAAUCGAGGCCCCGCCCUCACGCAUCCACUUCAUCCGUGUUUCAUCCGUGCCAUCACCCUCGGAUACCCGCUGGUCAGGCCGAGGCACGGUGACUGUGGGUGCAGCGAGUGUAUGUGGAGGCAGGAGCCUGACACCCCCGAACACGAGCGACACGCAAUAUUAAAGUGGCUCCUUGAGUGUUUGCCUAACCGUGGAGAUAAUAAUUGACGUGAACCCACCCCCGUCGCUCCCCGCAGGACCGUGUGUCGCGAGGGUGGCAGGCGUGUGUUAGUGUGUGUGUUUGUGUGUCUGUGUGUGUGUAUGUGUAUAUGAAUGUGCAUGUAAGAGGCAGGCACCAGAUUGCGUGCGUGGAUGCGUGCAAGUGUGAGCAGAGGUGACAAGGCGUGUGUGACUACAAGUAUGCCACCGGGCGCGCCGUGACCUGCCUGCAUCAACAGACACACGCAUCUGGAGAUCCGCGGGACACAUCCUAGCGCACCUCUGUACCGCGCCUGCUGCAGCGCCACCAGGAGGAAACCCAGGAAGGAAGCCAGUGUACCCGAAACAUUUCCACAGUGUACCCGAGGCCAGCCACCACCACCUGUCGCCGGCAUCUCAAGGUUGCGAGCGUCGAUUGCACCACCUCGCCUCCCGCCACGACCUCGCCAUCACUUCACCUGCGCCUGCCAACCAACCCGCAAGCUCACCCUCCCUCUCUCUCUCUCUCUCACACACGCACUCGUACAAACAAGCCCAGAAACAGCGGUGGAAAAAUAUCAACAGUGGCGAGGCAGGGAUUGCUUAGCGGCGAGGAAAUAAAGCAGAAGUGAAUGUUGUAGCCAUGGAGAAGCGUGGGUCCAGGCAGCAGGCAGCAGAGGACUCCAGUUAUCCUUGGGAGAGGCAGCAAGUGGGAUAAUUCCAGACCGAGGGAAACUGCUCAGCUUGCAUUGCCACCACCACCACCGCCGCCGCCGUUGCCGCCGCCACCACCAGGCUUCCCACUUUCUCCGGGGCGAGCCAGAUGAAGCACCUCACACAAGGGCUUCCUCCCGGGCCAACGAGCCUCUGAACUGGAACAAUUUGGAAGGCAGGAAUCGUUGUGGCGCGGAGAAAGUCUUGUCAGAAAUCCCGGCAAAGUGGUGCGUUCCGAGCCACAGGUUUCCGCCACGAGAAAGAGAGAGAGAAGAGACCGCGAGGUUUAUUGCGUUGUUUUUUAUUUUUCAUGUGAAAUAUAAUACCGCUAACAAGAAGAAGAAGGACAAAAGUGAGAAGAGUCAGCUUGGUGCGGUGGAUGACAACAGUGCAGCAACUGUGUGUCAACUAAUCACGUGAUUUGAUGUGAGAAUCCCUGACUCCACCCUUGUUAGCGGCGCUGCAUCUGCUGGCAAAGAAAACACUAAUAGCACUGACAGAUACCAGCAAAACAGUAAGGUGGAAAAAUAUCAACCUUGCCUCUUGAUCCUCCCCCGUCCCUGCCCGCACCUCCGCUCCCCGCCCCUUCUCAACCAGUGACCUUUAGCGUUUCCCGAGCAGCGAGACGCCCACCGCCACCCGCCAGCUGUUCCUUGGCCUCUCCACGCCAACAUGUCACUGCCACCACGUGCACUGCUGGUGGUGGUGGUUGUGGUGACGGCGGUGGUGGUGACGAGGGUGCACUGCCAGGUCACCACACUGCACCACUCACUCACCACACCCUCCGCUUCUAUAACAGCGACGACAACUACAAGUACGACCGCUACCACUGCUACUAAGACUACUAGCGGAGACAUGGCCACGCCCCACCCAGUCUCCGCAGCAACGUCCUCCUCUUCUUCAUCCUCCUCCUCUUCCUCCUCCUCCUCCUCCUCCUCCUCCUCUUCCUCUUCCUCCUCCUCCUCAGAGCUAUUUACAACGUCCGCUACAGCUCCCUCCCACCUCCUUUCAGCCGCUGCUAGUAUCACCUCCUCUUCCUCCUCUUCUUCUUCUUCUUCUUCUUCUUCUUCUAUCUCCAGUGCCAUUCCACAAGUCCCUUCCACAUCCUCUGCGCAUUCCACAAAAGUACCUCCUCCACCCGCCACAACACCUCCUCCUUCCUCAACAGAUAUUUCUUCCUCACUUUUCAUUUCUUCAUCCACUUAUCCACCUCUCACCACGACCUUCCCGCCACUUAGCUCACCGCACACCAUCCUUUCUCCUCCCUCUUCCCCUCCUGAUCCUCCUCCACUCACAGCUCCUUCUUCUCCAUCCACCGACCCACCGCCAGCUACAGUUUCUCCGUCUUUCACUCAUCCACCUUCCACUAAAGUCCCUCUCCCUUCCACUGAUGCACAUGCUAUCACAGACUCGCCCAUUGCAUCCACUACAACGUAUUCCACAUCAUUUACUGUAGUGCAACCUAUGCCCACCACCACAGUCCCUCCACCUCUCUCCACCACCGCUCCUCCACCUCUCACAACCACAGCACAGUCGCUACCCAUCACCACAGCAGCUCCACACUCCUCCCUCGCCACAGACACAGACUUACCGCCCUCCACCUCCGAUCCACCUCCUUCUGUCCCGCCGUUACCAUCCACUAAGGUGUUCUAUCCACCCCCUACACUUCCACCAUCGCCGGUAACCAGUAAGGCUUCACCAACACCCACCUCCACCUCAUCUUUACCCUCCACCACAGCCCCGCCGCCACUCACACCCACCACAACCCCUCCACUCUCCACCACACUUACUUUAUCCUCCACCACAGCCACAAUACAAGUCGCCAGCCACCACCACACCACGACCACGCAGCCACCACCUCCAUCUGUAGCCUCCACCACCACCGCUCCAUCUCCAUCACCCUCACCAUCUUCCACACCCCCACCACCACCCGUUACCACCACCACCACCACCACCACCACCACCACCACCACCACACCGCAGGAAUACCCCCGGAGUCUCAUGUACGCAAGCCACCUCCGUCAGCGUCCCUACUUCCCUGCCUUCAGAAGCACCUCCUCUCCCAUUUCCUCUCUCCCUUCUCCUUCCAUCCAUCCAGCCUCCUCGUUAUCUUCCUCCUUCCUCUCCUUUCACCUCUCCUCAUCCUCAUCUUCCUCCUCCUCCUCAUCUUCCUCAUCCUCCUCUUCCUCUUCUUCCGCCUCUCGCUCCCCCGUCAGGAUUGAAAGAACCAUCCCCUCCACGCCUCCUCCUCCACCUUACUUCGACCCAGCGGCGCCUACCAACAUCUCGGCGCAGCUUGGGACUCACGCCUACCUUCCCUGCAGGAUUCGCAACCUCGGAAACCAGUCGAUCUCGUGGGUGAGGAGCCGUGACUCACACAUCCUCACCGUGGACCAUUACACCUUCAUCUCCGACCAGCGCUUCCAGGCGUGGCACGAGCCGGACUCUGAGACAUGGACGCUGCAGGUGAAGUACGUGCAGGAGAGAGACGCCGGCCGAUACGAGUGCCAAGUGUCCACGGAGCCUAAGAUGAGCCACUUCGUGCGUUUCCACGUCGUCACGCCCUUGAUUCGCAUCCCCGGGGGCCCAGACAUCUUCGUCAAGAGUGGCAGCACCGUCACCAUCAAGUGUAUCAUUACCGCCGCCCUGGAGCAGCCUGACUACAUCUUCUGGUACCAGGGCCAGAAGCGGGUAGUGAACGGCGAGAAUGGUGGACGGCGGGUGGAGCUGGAGCGUCUGUCGGGGGAAGCCACUGAGGGCACGCUGAUCAUCCCGGCAGCCUCGCCCAGAGACCAAGGCGACUACACCUGCGCCCCCGCCACCCUGCCCAACGCCACAGUCACCCUCCACGUCCUCAACGGAGAGCAUCCGGCGGCCAUGCACGGAGGAGGGCCCCAGAGCAGACCCUCCCCGUCCCCGCUCUUCCUGUGCUGCCUGCUAACCUGCUGGCUGCUGGGACGCCGCACCUGCUGCCCCCUGCCGCCCUCGCUGUGCCCCAGGUGAUCUCAGCGGCAGGUGGGACAUCCCUAGGCGACACAAGUACUUCCUUAAGGGAGCAAGAACGAGGGGCGCCGGCAGAGUCAGGCCACACCGCGGACCUGCAUAAUAACGGUGAUGUGGCGCCUCGUUGAACCUUCUAUUUUUGUAUCCUGUUAAAAGAGUGUGAUUUACUCGACCUGCGUGACCUCUGUGAGCUGUCUGUGGCUUCGUGCGAGUGAGUGUUGAAGGAGACGCUUUCAGUCGUUAAGGUGAGGGCGCCGUGGCCUUCACCAGGUGUAAAUAAACUGCAGUGUCCGCGCCGCUCACCAGGACCGAGUGACGGACGCAGAAUCAAGGGAAAGACAUCCAUGAUGGUGAAAUUUCUGGUGUGACGUUGAGAGAUAAGUGACUUUCUCAAAACAUAGAGAGAGAGAAAAAAAGAUCAUAAAAAAAGUUGUUUGAAAAUUUCAUGAAACUACUGUGUAAUUAACUAGUUUUCUUGCUCCCAAGGAGGAAUGAGCGGACUGUGGCAGACUGAGGGAGAGACUGAAGCAGCCUCACCCCGCCCCGCUCCGCCCCAUCCCGCCCCACCACCACCCCCUCCCCGACACACUGUAUUGAAUAAAGGGACCUGUUUUCUUUUAUAAUUAUCUACAUCUAUGAAUAAAAAAUGCAUAAUUUACAGCACUGUCAUGAAGAGUCAUCACAAAACAUCACCACCUUCACACUUCACACUGGUCAUGUCAUCACUAUCCUGCUCAUCUCAUCACCACCACCACCACCAUCACCGUCAUGCUCACCGCCACAGCCAGUACAAUCAGCACCACCCGUCAUCCUCACCAUCCUCACCACCACCAUCAUCAUAAUAAUCAUUUCGUCCCAUGAGUCAUUGUCGUUUAUUUAUCCGACUUAUUCCCUGUGAUUACUGAAAUACGACUCUAAUUAAUUAAUGAGAAUAGACGUUGCUGUGCUGCCAGGUCUCUCUCCCCCCUUCUGACCUGCUCACCUCCCCCCCACUCACCCUCCCACACCCAGCCACCCUCAACACAACAUUGCACCUCCUCCACUAGUCCAGACAUUCCACCCCCACAGCAGCACCACCACCUCCUGUUCCUCCUCCUCCUCCUCCUCCUCCUCCUCCUCUUGCGUUGCCCCGUCACACUUCGCUGGUGGCUCCCCUUUCGUUCCAUUGGCUCUCAUUAGUUGCUCACGAGGUAGUAAUGAUAAUGAUGGGACGAGUGACCUGUUCUGUUCUUGGCUCAAUAUCACAACGGAGAAGUCAUUUAGAGAGUGCGUGCGUCAAGGCUCUUUGGAAGGUGAGAUUAUUCCAAGUCACACACACACACACACACACACACACACACACACACACACACACACACACACACACACACACACACACACACACACACACACAUUACACACACACACCUUAAUAACACCACCUAGCGUUACCUGUGUAGUCACGUGGUUCUCCCUUCAGUCUGUAGAUACAUUUAGAAAUCAAUUAAAAAAAUGUUAACCCGUGUGUGUCCCUCCCCUCGAGUCCUCCCGGUCAUUUUACGAGUCUAUUUUGUAUACUGUGACAAGUCCUUUGGGGUUUGCGGACUGUUUCGAAUCUAUACACAUGCAAACCCGGACCCCACCCCCACACCCACCUCUCGUGCGUCCCUGUGAGCCCCGCCGCAGCGAGCACCAAGGCCGCCCAGGUGUCCCAGUGGUGUUGGAUCCACGAGGGUGUGUGAGAGUGUUCUGCAGAGCGUGACAUUCCUCAAGUGAUGACUCGGCUGUGUAAAAGUAUAUUAGGAUGCGAGUAGUGUAGAUGGUGUGUGCGAGACUACGUGGAUAAGACGCGGCCACCCCACCAUUCCCUCCCCCAUGCACACGUGUGGGGGUGACAAACGAAAACGAUUAGACCAGAGCCCCGCCAGGUCGGCCGUGCAGGCUGCGGGGACACGGGCACUCUGGAACACAUUUCUAAAGCUUUUGGUGUUAUGAGGUGAUCCGGCUUGACUCUCCACAAGCACCUGGCAGGAAGUGGUCAUAUCCUUUUCUAUUUCACUUAGUUGACUGUUCAUUUCCAGCCUGGCCGGAGCCGGGCAGCCAUGUAACACUCAUAAGGCAUAUUUGUUAAACAAUUUUGUCAUGUAAAAAUGUGUUGAAAUACAGUUGAAAGCUUCGUA